AUGUUUUUAGCCGAAACUUGGCUAGAUGAAGCUAGGCUAACAAAUUUACGUGAUAAACUAGGGUUUGGUGAUACUUUUGGUGUUUCACGAGUUACGAGAGGAGAGGGUUUGGCUCUAUUUUGGAAAAAGGACGUAGAUUUGCUGGUGGAGAAUUCCUCACAAAAUUAUAUUGAUGUGGUCAUAAACAAAGGAAAGGAGGAUAGCUGGAGGUUUACGGGAUUUUAUGGUUUCCCGGAAACUCAGAAUCAUGGGGAGUCAUGGAAACAGUUAAGAUGGUUACAGACAAAAUCGUCUCUUCCAUGGUUAUGUGCUGGCGAUUUUAAUGAGAUUACAAAGUCUCAUGAAAAGUUGGGAGGUAGGCUUAGACCACAUCAACAAAUGCAAGAUUUUCGUGACGUUCUUGAUGAGUGUGGUUUCAUCGAUUUGGGCUUUGUGGGAAACAAGUUCACAUGGUACAAGAAUUUCUCCAAUGGACAUACUAUAUGGGAAAGGUUGGAUAGGGCAGUAGGCACACAGUCUUGGUUAAGUCUUUUCCUGGCAAUUAAGGUGGUCACUCUUGAAUGUGGCACAUCGGAUCAUAAGCCCAUUAUUAUUCAUCCAAUGGGAAUCCCGGAUAGGAAAAACCGUCCUUGGCAUUUUGAACAAGUUUGGUUAGAAGAUAAAGGUUGUCAUGAAAUUGUUCAUUCGGCGUGGAGGAGUGAUUAUGGGACUUCACCUAUGGACAAGGUUGCUGGUAAAAUACAAAAGUGCCAAUCAAGUCUCAAGUGGCGGCGUAAGAAGUCAUUUGGCAAUGUAACACGCCAGCUGAUUGAAAAGAAAAAGAUGCUGAAACAAGCUGAAACCGUGGCUGUGCAGGGGGGAAAUGUGGAGAUUGUCCAUCAAUUGAAAUAUGAAAUCCAAAGGCUAUUGUUAGUGGAGGAAAAGCUGUGGCAGCAAAGAUCAAAAUCACAUUGGAUAAAGUCGGGGGACAAGAACACAAGUUUCUUUCACAAUAGGGCUUCCCAACGGUACAGGCGAAAUACUAUUCAUGGGCUUUUGAAUGCUAGGGGUGAGAUGUGUUGUGGGGAUGAAAAGGUGGCAGAACUUAUGGUGGAGUAUUAUACAAAUUUGUUCACAUCAUCCCAGCCUAGUUAA
Quercus robur (English oak) is the source of this 1134-nucleotide messenger RNA. RefSeq lists its product as uncharacterized. Bases 1 to 1134 code for a protein of 377 amino acids. Gene Ontology annotation, molecular function: catalytic activity. Lineage: Eukaryota; Viridiplantae; Streptophyta; Magnoliopsida; Fagales; Fagaceae. The transcript has a single exon. The record is from RefSeq and is a predicted model, not a curated record.